CUUGCAGGUACAGACAACAGGACUCUCUCAGUCAGGUCCAUCGUGGGGGUUCAGGGAGGCCAGAGACCUCUCUGGACUCCCCUCCAUUUUCCCAGCCAGCUCCAAACUGAAAACUCUCCAGCCCCUCCUCUGCCUUUUUCUCUUUCCUGGGCCAGGAGGUCACCUGAUCUCUUUGUUCUCCAAUACCUUCAGUUGGCACCUUUGCAGAAGAGGGGCUCAGGCCAUCAGUUACCAGGAGACCAGGUGUCAGCCAUUCCCUGUGCAGACAGCAUCACACUGGCCCUGAGGGCUCUGCAACAAUCACACACCCCUAGACACUCGAGAAAUGCAUAGGAAAAACUGAGGCACCCACACAGCACUCAGAGAAAACAUUAAGAACAUUCCCACUUUGUCCCAGCCACCCAGCUGGAUACCGGAGCCACAGGGCAGCACAGCCGGCAGGGACCUAGCACCACCCAGCCGGAUACCAAAGCCAUGGGGCGGCACAGCCAGCAGGGACCUGGCACCACCCAGCCGGAUACUGGAGCCACGGGGCGGCAUAGCCGGCAGGGACCUGGUACCACUCAGACGGAUACCAGAGCCACGGAGCGGCACAGCUGGCAGGGAGCCAGAGCCGCCCAGCCGCUUACUGGAGCCACGGGGGGGUACAGCUGGCAGGGACCUGGCAUCACCCAUUCAGAUACCGAAGCCACAGAGCGGCACAGCUGGCAGGGAGCUAGAGCCCUGCUGAACCAAUCAGCGCGGCCGCAGGCAGCCGCUGACUUCCGGGAAGAGGGCGGCUGGGGCCGGGCCGUGGAGCUGGAGUUGGAGGCUGUGGUGGGGGAUGUCCCAGAAGAAUCCAUCCGUUUGCAGGAUCUCCCCAGACAGAUGGUUGUCAAGGAGAUCUUCACCUCCAUCCUGCGGGAGAUCCGAGAUGAGGUCAACCUGCCACUGCCUACCCUAAGCCAGCCAGUGCUGCUGGGCAUCGCUCGGAACCAGACCAGCGCAGGUCGGGCCAGUGCUGAGUUCUAUGUCAGGUGCAGUCUGACGUCGGAGCAGGUGAAGCAGAGAUAUGAGAUCGGGGGCCCUGAAGCUCAGGAAUCCACCAGCAUCAUCUUUAUCAAGAGAGAGGACGUCCUGACUCUGGAGCAGACUGGAGAGAUGUGGAGGGAGCUGUGCCCGUCUGCCAAGGGGGCUGUCAGACUCUACACCCUGGUGCAGGGUGGGGGGCAGUGACAGGAAGGGGACUGACCCCCCCCCCGGCCACCAUGGGGGCUUCUCUGUGCCACACUAGGCAUCAACAGACCCUGCAAGCUCUCUGCACAUGCCAGCCCUAUGUUGUGGAGCCAGCAGGAGGGGGAUCACUGCAGGACCGACUCACCUCUCCAGGGGCAGGGCCCAAUUCUGGCUGUUUUAGCCAUGGCUGUUGAGAACCCAUCUCCCAAUAAAGAACUUAUUAUUUGACAGCA
Gopherus evgoodei (Goodes thornscrub tortoise) is the source of this 1448-nucleotide messenger RNA. RefSeq names its product nudix hydrolase 22 (gene NUDT22). Bases 475 to 1215 code for a protein of 246 amino acids. The transcript has 5 exons. Lineage: Eukaryota; Metazoa; Chordata; Testudines; Testudinidae. The record is from RefSeq and is a predicted model, not a curated record. Gene Ontology annotation, molecular function: GDP-mannose hydrolase activity.